AUGGUUAUUGAUCCGUCGAUAUCAUUGGUACCAUUUGCAUCGCUUGAUAACCACAGCUUUUUUCAAGAGAGUGAAAAAGAAAUACUCUUUUCAAUGCAUACUGUCUUUCGUAUCGGUGAUAUGAAACCACUAGACAAGGAUAAGACACCACGAUUGUGGCAUGUUCGUUUGGCAUUGACGAAGGCCGACGAUGAACAACUUCGCCAAUUGACUGAAUAUAUGCGUUUGGAUCUUCGCUCUGUUAUGGCCCCUGGAUAUGAAAUCAACAUGGAUCCAACAUGGCGACUGAGCAAGCUGUUUAUGAAUAUGGGUGACUAUGACAAAGCAUACACCAUAUAUGAGAUGAUGCUUGACAAGGCCACCCGAGAAAAUGAUUCGAAAUUAGCACAAGCAGUACAUUAUCAAUUAGCAGAAUUGUUCGCAAUAUACAAGACUGAUUGGGAACAAGCAAGAAAACACAUUAAACAGAUGUUCUGUUUAGGAAUGCCCGAUGAUAGUGAUGUUGAUAAUGAUGCCAGAGGUGAAUUCGCCAUGGUGUUCUCGGCAAUAAGAGAUCUGCUUGCUUCCGAGCAAAUCAAUGAGGAAGAGUGUCAUCAGAUCAUGGCUGAUUUAUUGCAUAAGAUGGUUACAUUAUAUCUUGACCAUUCGGUCAAACCAUUGAGUCCAUUCGAAUAUCAACUCAUUGUGGAUCGUUACAAUUACAUUGGUUUCGUACGAAAGAAACAAGGAAAAUUGUCAGAAGCAAAGGCCUGUCAUAAGCGAGCAUUGCAAAUACUACGCGAACAUUUACCUUCUACUCAUCCUCGUUUGGCAGUGACAUAUAAUUAUAUGAGUUCGAUCUAUUCGACAAUGAACAAUUACUCGCGCGCACUUGAAUAUCUCAAAGAAGCACUGAAGAUUCAAGAAAAAGCACUACAGCCAAAUCAUCCACAUAUAGUCGAGACUCAUUUUCUUAUGUCGAUUCACUUCGAACAACUGAACAAGCUUGAUAAAGCGUUGAAACAUGCAAAGAAAGCUGUCGCCAUCGCACAUCAAGUAUUUAAGGCAUCUGGCGAUUCAAAUAUGAAAAAGUAUCAAGAACAAUUCGACAAAAUUCUUGCUCUCACUCAAUCGUGUGAUGAACUCGUGCUCUAG
Messenger RNA from Rotaria sp. Silwood2, 1134 nucleotides. The record is from the annotation of a GenBank genome assembly. Lineage: Eukaryota; Metazoa; Rotifera; Eurotatoria; Philodinida; Philodinidae.